This is a messenger RNA of Acipenser ruthenus (sterlet), 1039 nucleotides long. RefSeq names its product cytochrome b5. Gene Ontology annotation, molecular function: heme binding. NCBI's taxonomy places the organism in Eukaryota, Metazoa, Chordata, Actinopteri, Acipenseriformes, Acipenseridae. The record is from RefSeq and is a predicted model, not a curated record. The transcript has 5 exons. Gene Ontology annotation, cellular component: membrane; intracellular membrane-bounded organelle. The coding region runs from base 138 to 548 and encodes 136 amino acids.
GCUGCAAUUAUCAGCAGUGGGUGUAAGGUUCUCUAGGCGGGACUUCAUCAAGUAUGUUUGUGUGCCAGGAAGUUCAGUGACAUAGCUUGCUACUGCAACGCCGACUGAGUAGAGAAGGGCAAAUUGUUUUUACAAAAAUGGUCGAAAAGGAAGAAAGUAAAGACGAAGUUAAAUACUACAGCUUGGAAGAAGUACAGCAACAUAAUUCUUGUAAGAGCACAUGGCUUAUUAUCCAUAACAAGAUAUAUGAUGUCACGAAAUUCUUGGAAGAGCAUCCAGGAGGAGAGGAAGUACUCCGGGAGCAGGCUGGAGGUGAUGCUACAGAGAGCUUUGAAGAUGUUGGUCAUUCUACAGAUGCUCGGGAAAUGACCAGCAUGUACAUGAUAGGUGAACUUCAUCCUGAUGAUAGACCCAAAAUUCAGAGACCAGCGGACACGUUAAUUACAACAAAAAGUGAGACUUCAAGCUGGUGGACCAACUGGGUUAUUCCAGGAAUAGCAGCAACCAUUGUUACUUUGAUGUAUCGCUUAUACAUGACUGAAGAAUAACCACUGUUUAGGAAUUUGUCAAUAAAACUGAGCUACUGUGGAUCUCUAGAAAUUUAACUGUUUGAACAUCUGAUUCUGAAUCAAUGAAUUCCUUAAAUAAUAUAUGAAAGUUUGUUUUUUUUUCUCUCCAUGAGAUUUAAGUAUGUAUUUACAUAUUUUGAAAUGUAUGUAUGUAUGAAAAAUAUAAUCUGCCUCUCAAGUACUGAUUUUUUUUAUUUUCAUUUCACUUACCAUAAAAGCUUUGUUAAAAUGAUUUAUAUAUAAUGACAUACAUCGUAUACCCACUACUCUAUUCUUAAUCUCUGUUACAGUCUCUGGGAUUUCCCCCUCUGAUUCCAUUGCAUAGUGUGGGGCUGUACAAAUGUUUUCUUUUUUCCUGUUUAAUGUAUCUGACCUGAGCACCUUCUAGUCUGUAACACCCUGUAAUGUAAGCUGUCCUGGUCUAUACCAGUCCAAAAUAAAUAAACUAAUUGUUAUUUUAUAAUUAAAAA